AUGAAUGAUUUCAUUGACAAAAAAACUAAGCCCAAUGUCCGUAGAGGAGGGCAGUCGUUGCGAAUGAGUCAGUUACUACGAGCUUCUUUGGCUAAUGUAUCUGAUCGUCCUCCUCCUCUUGACGUUGUCUUAAAUCACUUCAGCCAUCGUCAUCCAUUGCUGCGAUUGCACCUUCGAGAGAGUGAAGGAAUCAAUUGCACCUUUUGCAAUAUCAGUAUCUCUGGUUGGGCUUAUGCUUGUGAGAAGCAUUGUGGUUAUUACCUUCAUGAGGUGUGUAGUAACUUCCCUAGAGAAAUUCGCCACGAUUUUCAUCCCGGCAUUGACCACACUCUUAAUCUAAGGCCGUUUCAGUUGGCCAACAACAAUGAGAAGUUUCAUUGCGCUGCGUGUGGUGAUGAUGAUUCUAUUCAUUCUCUGUUCCGGUCAUACUAUGGCUGCGAGUCGUGCAAUUUCAAUCUUCAUGUUGAAUGUGCUUUAAUACCUAUAGCAUUAUCUCGUAAUGUGAAAUAUCCGCUUCAUCUGUUCCUUUUUUUCCAAAUAAAUUGUGAGGCUGCUACUCUCAUUUGCUCAAUUUGUGCUAAAGUUGUUCCCACUUCCGGGUGCUGGCUAUUGUACAACCAUGAGAAUGAUUACCUCUGUCACUUCAAUUGUGCUGCUGUAUCAGAAUACCGAAUGGAGAAUCAUUCUAUGGGUAAACUUCAAAACCAGCUGCAAACUCUGGCGUAA
Molecule: messenger RNA, 726 nt
Organism: Solanum verrucosum
Lineage: Eukaryota; Viridiplantae; Streptophyta; Magnoliopsida; Solanales; Solanaceae
Exons: 1
Coding region: 1-726 (241 amino acids)
Source: RefSeq, a predicted model, not a curated record